CACCACCACCACCACCACCACCACCACACCCCUCUGCCAUUCCACCUGCUCAUAGUCACCACUACCUUCCUCUCAAGCCCAACAAUACUACACACGCCAACACCAUACAUGUCCACCUCCACUCCAACCCCGCGCAGCAAAAGCAGCAGCACAACCACAUCUAAAAUGUCCGCAAUCCUCAAAUCCAGUCCCAUCCACUUUGGGCCCUUCCUCGUCACAACCCAGGUCUUCCACCUCACCCCAUACACCUUCGCCCUUGUCAACCUCAAACCCAUCCUCCCGGGCCACGUCCUAAUCUCUCCCCGCCGCGUCGUCCCCCGAGUCUCCGACCUUACGCCCACCGAAACCUCCGACCUAUUUCUCACCGUCCAGCGCGUCUCCCGCAUGGUGGAACGGGUAUAUCGCGCCUCCAGCUUGAAUAUCGCUAUCCAGGAUGGCGUGGAUGCGGGACAGAGCGUGCCGCAUGUUCAUGCGCAUAUGUUGGAUGGGGAGGAAGGGGAUCUAAGGGCUGCAUUUGGGGAAAAGAGGAGAGAGGGGUUCCCGAAGGUUGAUAAUGAGGCGAGGGAGGCUAGGUCGUUGGAGGAGAUGGAGGGGGAGGCCAAGAUGUUGGCGGAGGAGAUGGAGAAAGAGAUGGAGAUGGAGAAAGAGAUGGAGAUGGAGAUAAAGAGGGGGGAGUUGGAUUGAGGGGUUAAGUUGGGUUGGGUUGGAAUUCGAUAGAUUGGUGAGUGUAUAUACUGGUUUGUGUACUCUAUAGAGUUGUA
Messenger RNA from Aspergillus heteromorphus CBS 117.55, 761 nucleotides. RefSeq names its product HIT family protein. The coding region runs from base 109 to 684 and encodes 191 amino acids. The record is from RefSeq and is a predicted model, not a curated record. Gene Ontology annotation, molecular function: catalytic activity. Lineage: Eukaryota; Fungi; Ascomycota; Eurotiomycetes; Eurotiales; Aspergillaceae. The transcript is spliced from 3 exons.